Molecule: messenger RNA, 1860 nt
Organism: Pseudogymnoascus verrucosus
Lineage: Eukaryota; Fungi; Ascomycota; Leotiomycetes; Thelebolales; Thelebolaceae
Exons: 3
Coding region: 157-1860 (567 amino acids)
Biological process (GO): defense response; superoxide anion generation
Cellular component (GO): plasma membrane; NADPH oxidase complex
Molecular function (GO): superoxide-generating NAD(P)H oxidase activity; calcium ion binding
Source: RefSeq, a predicted model, not a curated record
CGGUCCUUAAAGGUUAAGGAGAUAAGUCGUAGAAAUAAGGAAUGCGCAUGUAUUGGCACGAACUUGGAGUAUAUAACCCAUUGUUAGGCGCAAGUAGUAUAAUCCUAUAUUUGGCAGCUUGCAACUUAUAUUUAUUACGGCGGCACUGCUAAGCUAAUGGAUUCUGCCCAGUAUUUAACGGACGGAGAGGUUGAAGAGUUCGUUAGUGACUUGGAUAAAAAUAACGAUGGGUUUGUUGACUAUGAAGAGAUUGAAUCGAAACUGGAUCAAGUCCACAACGAGAUCGCGCCAGACGCAAAAUCGCAUCAUCUACACCACAAAGACCUGGAUGAUGAGCAUCGCCACCAUUUUCUACGCAGUGUGAUUGGAUCGAGCACAUAUCCAAUCUCUCGAUCCGACCUCGCAGAAGUAGUUAAGGGAUGGAAAGUCCCUUCUUUAAAGCCGGAUAGGAGAGCCGAGCAAAGCAAUAGAAAUUAUAUGAAAUCAGUCCCUCUGGCGCGAAGACUCCGAGCCUAUUGGGCGGUUAAAGGUCCUGAAAUUUUGUUCAUCACAUUUGUUGUGUCAACACAGGUUGCCUUUGGGACGUGGCAAAUGGUCAAAUACAUUAUUGAGACGCAAUGGCGCGCCGCUUUGGGAUGGGGAGUUGUGUUGUCUAAGACGACAGCCGGCGCUUUGUAUCCAACUAUGUUUUUCCUCAUAGUCUCCAUGUCAAAGUAUCUCCCUACUUUCGCAAGACGAUCAUCGGCCAUCUCGCAUUUUAUUAAUUGGGACAAAACUCACGCGUUUCACAUAAAGAUUUCUAUUGUUGCAUUGGCCCUGGCCACUCUGCACGCCAUUGGUCAUCUAACGGGCACCUUUCUGUACGGGAGCAGGCCAGCACAGCAGGAUAAAGUUGCCGCUAUCUUCGGUGAAGAUGCCGUGCCUCGUUCCUACCGUGACUACGCUUCCUCCCUUCCAGGAUGGACCGGAAUUGCUGCCCUGGGAAUAUUCUGGAUAAUAACGCUCUUCAGCAUACCACCUGUUAGGAAAUGGAACUUUGAGGUCUUCCAGCUAGUCCACUUGCUAAUGUUUCCAAUGAUUGGGUUUCUCAUAGCACAUGGUCUGGAAGCCUUACUGCAGUUCCCCAUGCUUGGAUACUGGCUCGCAUUCCCUACCCUUCUUGUCUUCCUAGAAAGAGCCCACCGUCUGCUAGUUGGCUUCCACCGCAUUCGAGCAGAGAUGAACGUUUUGGAUGCCGAGACGGUUUGCAUCAAAGCCACAAUCCCAGAACGCCGACUUUGGCCAUAUCAAGCCGGCCAGUACGUUCUACUUCAAGUUCCGCAACUAUCAUGCUUUCAAUGGCACCCUUUCACCAUCGCCAUCUGUGAAGGCAAUACUAUCCAAAUCCACAUUAAAACAGACGGUAAUUGGAGCUUAAGAUUACGAGAUUUGCAGAAAGAAACGGGGCAAAGCCUCCGCUGCGUAGGUAUUGACGGUCCUUUCGGUGCUCCAGCUCAGCGCUUCUAUGAAUUCGACCAUAGCCUCAUCAUCGGAUCUGGCAUCGGAAUUACUCCUUUUUCUGGAAUAUUAAAAGAUAUGCAAACUAAAGCGGACAAGUUACUACUGUCAUCCGCGAUGCCAUUAGCAUCGACUGAGGGUCUCCCCGAUGCUUAUAUAAACCAAGCCACGGUUUCCACAAUCGAUACAGGUCAGAACACGCCUGAGUUUGUGGCUCAAGAGAAAGGAGCAAGAUUUGUUGCUCCUCCGGCGAUGGAGGAGCAGGAAGCAGAUGCCACUAUCUGGAUUUCAAGGAACGAGGGUUUCAAACCCGGGGACGUGGGGUUUUUCGAAGAGUUCGCGCAACUUUGGUCAGCAAAUUGA